Molecule: messenger RNA, 1627 nt
Organism: Owenia fusiformis
Lineage: Eukaryota; Metazoa; Annelida; Polychaeta; Sabellida; Oweniidae
Source: the annotation of a GenBank genome assembly
UAUAAAAGAGGGGGGACAUCUUUCUUUGGAGAGCUACUCCAUACAUACCCUAAAACCCAAUAUCUGUUCGAGCCGCUUGUUGGAGUCUAUGCUCAUAUGUAUGGGGGUGUGACUGUGCCGCCAUGGAGCAUUAGAGCCUUCGCUAAUGGAACGAUACGUGAUGCGCCUGAUUACGAAGUGAACUAUAUAGCGGAGACACUUAACAAAAUGUUUAACUGCGACUACAACUCUGUCCAUAUUGAGAACUUUAAAAGUGACGGUCCACUACCCGCAAUUCAUUCAGUGUCAUACAAACAAUGCAUAAAACAGAAUGGCCUCAAAAAAUGGCCCAACAUUACCUAUAGUCAUUGUGAUAGGCCUACCUAUAUGAAUGAUAUUCCUCCAGAGUGUGUUAACCCAGACGUCUAUGACGAUAUUUCACUACACCAAGGCAACAAGAACAGAACAACUAUAAUGCAACAUUUCAACACAUAUAACUCAAAGGUGAAGCUCAAAUGGAAUCGUUUGUUAAGAUGCACUGACGAUUUGAGAAAAAAUUGCUCAGAAUCUAAUCAAAGAGUUUAUAAAUUGAUUCGCAUGAACAUGAAGACUGCUGUAACGCUCUUGGAAAGAUAUUCCGACAUUAAAGUGAUACAUUAUAUCAGGGACCCUCGAGGUAUUCAGAAUUCCAGGGUCGACACUGUAACAUCUUUUGCAUUUGAGGAUAGAAUGACCCUUGUAGAGUCGUCUGAUUUACUCUGUAGACUGAUUUGGAACGACAUUCUAGUUGCUUCAAGACAACCUCUGCAUAUUGCUAGGAGGAUACUACAGGUGAGAUACGAGGAUGUUGUUAACGACCCAAAGAACACAAUAGAAAAAAUUGACGAAUUUCUGGAUAGAGAGUCACAACCAGAGAUGCUUGACUGGUUGAAUUUGAAUACUAAUUGUCCGAAUAUGACACAAACUUUGUCAGACAGUCAACCAUUUGCCUUAUGCAAAAAUGCAUCUUACACUAUGGAUAAAUGGCGCGAACGCCUCAGUCCAGAAGACAUAGCUGGGAUAACUAAGACAUGUUCCAAUGUUCUCAAGCAUUUUAAGUAUUCAUAAUUCAAUUGAAAAGCAUUCAGUUGUCCCCCCAACAUUUGAUCUGUAAGGAUCUGGUAAACAUUUUAAACGCUAUGCGUCACACUGUAUAUAUUUGUAUUUGUAUGUUUAAACAUCAGUCGAAAAGCAUAACUAAUAUCAUGCUGCUAGAUCUCUCUUGCAAAACAGGUAUAGUAUUAACAUCAUUAACCAUGCUUCCUAAAGCAUAUUUGAGAUUAAGUACAUUAUCAUAAAUUUUAUGCUUUGAAAGCCUGAAUAGCAUAAUUUCUUACUUUAGAUGUGAGUUUAUCUUAUCUUGCAAGGUAGGUCUAUAGCAUAAUAUAAUGUGAAUAUAUAUAUAUAUAUCUAUAUUAUAUGAGUGUUCAUUCAUUUACUUAUAAUCAGUCAAAUUUUGACAUUAUAACUGACCUUUUAUAGCCAAGAAUACACUGAUUAUCUUAAAAUGAGUUGAAAAUAUUGCUCAUAGUUCUUAAUGACACUGUUUCCAAAGUUCUUAAACUAUGAACUCAAAGGCCUAAUGUUUGAAAUUAAGUCUGACUUGACU